Rangifer tarandus platyrhynchus (Svalbard reindeer) is the source of this 2055-nucleotide messenger RNA. The record is from the annotation of a GenBank genome assembly. NCBI's taxonomy places the organism in Eukaryota, Metazoa, Chordata, Mammalia, Artiodactyla, Cervidae.
AUGAGCAUGGAGCUGGCAGCAAUGGGGCCUGGAGCUUCAGGAAGUGGGGUCAGCACUGCGACUAUUCCACGCUCAGCGCCGGGUCCCGGAGUCAGCCUGCACGCCUAUGAUAUCACUGUCCUAGUCGUCUACUUUGUCUUCGUCAUCGGAGUAGGGGUCUGGUCGUCCAUUCGUGCGAGCCGAGGGACCAUUGGUGGCUACUUCCUGGCGGGGAGGUCCAUGAGCUGGUGGCCAAUAGGAGCAUCUCUGAUGUCCAGCAAUGUGGGCAGUGGCUUGUUCAUCGGCCUGGCUGGGACGGGGGCUGCUGGAGGCCUUGCUGUGGGUGGCUUUGAGUGGAAUGCAACCUGGCUGCUUCUGGCCCUUGGCUGGAUCUUUGUCCCCGUGUACAUUGCAGCCGGUGUGGUCACAAUGCCUCAGUACCUGAAGAAGCGAUUCGGGGGCCAGAGGAUCCAGGUGUACAUGUCUGUCCUUUCUCUCAUCCUUUACAUCUUCACCAAGAUUUCAACUGACAUCUUCUCUGGAGCCCUGUUCAUCCAGAUGGCCUUGGGCUGGAACCUCUACCUCUCCACGGUGACCCUGCUGGUGGUGACGGCCGUCUACACCAUCACAGGGGGCCUCACGGCCGUGAUCUACACAGACACUCUUCAGACCGUGAUCAUGGUCGGGGGAGCCCUGGUCCUCAUGUUUCUGGGCUUUCAGGAGGUGGGCUGGUACCCAGGCCUGGAGGAGCGGUACAGGCAGGCCAUCCCUAAUGUCACAGUCCCCAACACCACCUGUCACCUCCCCCGGCCCGACGCCUUCCACAUGCUCCGGGACCCUGUGAGCGGGGACCUCCCCUGGCCAGGCCUCAUGUUUGGGCUCACGGUGCUGGCCACAUGGUGUUGGUGCACGGACCAGGUCAUCGUGCAGAGGUCUCUCUCUGCCAAGAGUCUGUCCCAUGCCAAGGGGGGCUCCGUGCUGGGGGGCUACCUGAAGAUCCUGCCCAUGUUCUUCAUCGUCAUGCCCGGCAUGAUCAGCCGGGCCCUGUACCCAGAUGAGGUGGGCUGCGUGGACCCUGAUGUCUGCCAAGCGAUCUGUGGGGCCCGUGUGGGAUGUUCCAACAUCGCCUACCCCAAGCUGGUCAUGGCUCUCAUGCCUGUGGGUCUGCGGGGCCUGAUGAUCGCAGUGAUCAUGGCCGCCCUCAUGAGCUCACUCACCUCCAUCUUCAACAGCAGCAGCACCCUGUUCGCCAUUGACGUGUGGCAGCGCUUCCGCAGGAAUGCAACAGAACAGGAGCUGAUGGUGGUGGGCAGAGUGUUCGUGGUCUUCCUGGUCGUCAUCAGCAUCCUCUGGAUCCCCAUCAUCCAAAGCUCCAACAGCGGGCAGCUCUUCGACUACAUCCAGUCUGUCACCAGCUACCUGGCCCCGCCCAUCACUGCCCUCUUCCUCCUGGCCAUCUUCUGCAAGAGGGUCACAGAGCCUGGAGCCUUCUGGGGCCUCCUGUUUGGCCUGGUGGUGGGGCUUCUACGCAUGAUCCUGGAGUUCUGCUACCCAGCCCCCGCCUGCGGGGAGGAGGACCGCAGGCCGGCAGUGCUCAAGGACUUCCACUACCUGUACUUCGCGCUCCUCCUCUGCGGGCUCACGGCCAUCGUCAUCCUCACAGUCAGCCUCUGCACAGCUCCCAUCCCCGAGGAAAAGGCAAGUGGACUGGCUCGCCUGACCUGGUGGACACGGAACCGCCCCCGCUCUGAGCUGGAGAAGCAGCCCCCCGAGGGCACAGCGGGGACAGCGGAGGCGGCCUCUGGGGAGGGCCCCGCAGGGGCCGGAGGAGCAGAGGACCCCAGCCAGGGCCGGGAGCAGUCUGGAGCCCCACGCAGGUCCUGGGGACAGUGGCUCUGGCGCUGGUUCUGCGGGCUCUCGGGGGCCCCGGAGCAAGCGCUGAGCCCCGCCGAGAAGGCCGCCCUGGAGCAGAAACUGACCAGCAUCGCGGAGGAGCCUCUCUGGAGGAGCGUCUGCAACAUUAACGCCGUGCUGCUGUUGGCCGUCAAUGUCUUCCUCUGGGGCUAUUUUGCGUGA